Onychostoma macrolepis is the source of this 5767-nucleotide messenger RNA. Its product is annotated as metal transporter CNNM3. The coding region runs from base 382 to 2643 and encodes 753 amino acids. NCBI's taxonomy places the organism in Eukaryota, Metazoa, Chordata, Actinopteri, Cypriniformes, Cyprinidae. The record is from RefSeq and is a predicted model, not a curated record. The transcript is spliced from 10 exons. Gene Ontology annotation, biological process: transport; magnesium ion homeostasis. Gene Ontology annotation, molecular function: transmembrane transporter activity. Gene Ontology annotation, cellular component: plasma membrane.
AAAUAAAAAUGUUUUGAGCUAGAUAAAACCGUUUAUUUUCCAGAGCCUUGAGAAGAUGCUAAUCUCACACGAGGAAGGUCUUCAAUGUCCUUGUGGGCGUGGUUUACCAAGCCAGCCCGUUCUCCGAUUGGUCACGCGAGCACUUGCUCUUCUGUCAUUGGUCCAUUAUGGACAUGACGUAGUGGCAAUGCAACAAAAAAAAAAGAAAAGAAAGAAACUGCGUUCAUUGUGGCUCCAGAGUCCUGUGGCAAGUCCGUGCUCGUUUCUCAAGAAUCUCUGAGCCAACAUGGCGGCCGAGCCGAGCCAGUUUCCCUCACCGUUAUAUAUGAAAACAACUGAAAAAGUAGGAGGGUAGCGUAGCAGCAACAACUUCAGCGUCACAUGAUUCAUAAAGCCAGGCUGUCCUGUUCCAAUAUGGUGGUCAGCUUGGCAGAGCUGCGUCUACCGUUGAUCAUAUCGUUCCUCUGCGGGUUCGGAACCUGCAGCCUUCAAGAGACGCAGGUUUACGGACUGCGCCUGGAGAACGUUACCGAGCGGGUGUUCAUGCGCGAACGGGUUAUCGUAGCUCCAUACGGGACCACUUUCAAGCUCAGAUUGUUUGGAUCCUACCUGUCCAAUGAGACCUGGCCGUGGGUCGCGUUCGCCGCGGCUGGAGGCGGUUCGCUUGACCCCUGCGCGCUGGAGGAACGCCGCAACUCCUCUGCGUUCCGGUUACGCGGAGCUUUCGCGUCGGAUGACGAGAACAGCGGGAUUAUAGAAGUGCAAACCGAAGCUGCAGCAUCCAAACCGGAGAAUAAAGAUGCAGAGUCUGUGCUCCAUCAUUUCUGCGUCUUAAAGGGCCAGGCGUGGGGCUCUGUCGGGUCGGACAAGUUGGUUAUUAAGAACCCGGAUGUGCCAUCAGAUUACAUUCCAUUGUGGGGUCUGAUUUUGGUGGUUGUGCUGCUGGUUUUGGUUUGCAGUGUGGUCAGAUGUGUGAAUCUGAGUUUGCUGUGGCUGGACCCACUGGAGCUGUAUGUUCUGCACAGCUGCGGUUCAGAGGAUGAAAAGCGGGCGGCCAAGCGCCUCAAGCCCAUCCGGAGGAGAGGAAAUGUUUUGGUUUGUUCGCUCUUGUUCAUUUGCGCUUUGGGUCACUCGGUGCUCGGCGUAUUGUUGUACCGUCUCUAUGGGUCCAUCCUGCCCGCUGUGUUCACUAGUGGCUUCCUCAUAUUCCUCCUGGCUGAGCUGGUUCCUCAUAUUGUAUGUUCGGGUUACGGGUUCCAGAUGGCACCGGGUUUGAUAUGGCUGGCCCAGAUCUGUCUCAUCCUGACAUGCCCGCUUUCUUGUCCCCUCGGCCUCCUGCUGGACUUGAUCCUGCACCGAGACGUGAGCACCGUGGGCAUCCGUGAGAAAACCAUGGAAAUGAUUCGGACUAGUGUGAACGAUCCGUAUAAUGAGUUCGUCAAGGUGGAGUUCAGUAAAGGUGCCCUCAGGACCAAAACCGUGGAGGACAUCCUGACCCCCCUGAAAGAUUGCUUCAUGCUGCCCUCCACAGCCGUGCUGGACUUCAACACCAUGUCCGAGAUCAUGCAGAGCGGCUACACUCGCGUCCCGGUGUACGAGGAGGAGAGGUCCAAUAUCAUCGAAAUCCUGUAUGUCAAAGACCUGGCGCUGGUUGACCCGGAGGACCGCACUCCCAUGACCACCAUCACCAAGUUCUACAACCAUCCUCUGCAUUUUGUUUUUAAUGACACCAAGCUGGAUGCAAUGCUGGAGGAAUUCAAAAAAGGAAACUCCCACCUGGCCAUCGUUCAGAAGGUGAAUAACGAGGGUGAAGGAGAUCCGUUCUACGAGGUUCUGGGUCUGGUCACGCUGGAGGACGUCAUUGAGGAGAUCAUCAAAUCUGAGAUCCUGGACGAGUCUGAUGGCUACAUGGACAUGAAGGUGAAGCGUCCAAUGGCCCCGGUGGAGAUUCCUCUGGAGCCGCGCAGCGUUCACGACGAGUUCUCCAUCUUCAAACCUCCCGAGGGCGAACCUAAGAUCCGCACCUCGCCUCAGCUGUUGCUGGCCACCCACCGAUUCCUGUCCCGAGAGGUGGAACACUUCAACCCGCAGCGCGUGUCUGAGAGAGUCCUGUUUCAUCUGCUGCGGCACCCGAGCGUCAACCAAGAAGUGAAGUUUGACCCCGCCAACCGGCUCAGUCCUGAUCACUACCUGUACACGCGGAACCACCCUGUGGACUACUUCAUUCUGCUGCUGCAGGGCCGUGUGGAGGUGGAGAUCGGGAAAGAGGGUUUGAAGUUUGAGAAUGGCGCGUUCACCUACUACGGUGUUUCGGCGCUCACAGCUCCCUCCUCAGUCCAUCAGUCUCCGGUGUCCACGCAGCGUCAGUCCCCCAGAGACCCCUUUGAUCUGGGAGACGCCACCAGCCCGUCCAGCUACUGUCCCGACUACACCGUACGAGCCCUCACAGACCUGCAGUAUAUCAAGGUGACGCGUCUGCAGUACCUCAACGCUGUGAUGGCGUCGCGGGUGGCCCAGAGCCCCGAGCCGCCUGAAAUCAAGAUCCUGCCCAACAGUCAAACCAAACUCCUGAACGAGAAGAACACUACUCAAGACUUUCAGCUCCACUUUUCAUUCUUUGAUGCAAUUGACAACUACUGUUAGUGUGCUUUGCAUGAGACAGGAUUUAAAUGUCCAGGUGCGAGCAAGAGCCAGGAAUCCAGGCCAGACGAGGAGCUUCACAGCCAGAGAGGAGCGUUUUGACCUUCCAUCUAACCUUCCUGCAGAACUCAAAAGGAUUUUAUUAUGACAAGUAAUUUGUUUUUGUCGUCUUAAAUGAAUCUUUUACUCCUGGAAUGCAGCGAUUGAGCCAGAUGGAGGACUGUUGAGGAAAACAAAAGACGUGAUAUUCAAGACGUGUCUUUCUGGUCAGACGGGAUCUGUUCUCUCUGUUCUGCUUAUUCAGCUGUUCCCUCUGAUGUCACUUCCUCUGCACUCUGUUUGAGUUCACUUAUUUCCUUAAGGUGUAUGCGUGUGCAUAUGUGCUACUAAAUUAUAUGGUGUGCCAAGAUCUUACUAUCCCUUCGUAUCGUAUAAGCAGUGUUACAGCUCCAAACCGUCAAGCCCUAAUAUGCCAAAAUGGGUUCAGAGCGACAGAAAAUAGCCAUUUACUCACCCUCAUGUCAUUCCAAACACACAAUCUUGUCUUUUCCAAUUAAUAGUGACUACAGCUGUCGGCCUCCCUCUGUAACGAACGAAACGGCGUCGCUUGAAGCGCUCAAAUGUCAUUCUCCAUACAUGUUUGAACUGGAAUAAUGGCCUAAAUGCCGUCACAUCUGAACACAAAUACGGUUUUAGAACUUUGGGGAAGUACACUAUUAAAAAUAAAUGUUAUUUUUUGGCAUCUAUGUUUCCGUAAAGAACCGUUAACGUCCAUGGAAUCUUUCCAUUCCACAAAAGGUACUUUAGAUUAUUAAAAUGUUCUUUGCACACUCUUAAAAAUAAAGGUUCCAAACGGGGGUUUCACAGUGAUGCCACAGAAGAAUCGUGUGUGUGUGUGUGCGCAUUUUUGUGACAAAUGAGGACAUAAAUGUGUAUAAUGAAGGGUACGACAGGUAUUACAAGGAGAAGGUGACUUUUCAGGACAUUUCCAUGUCCCCACUUUUCAAAACGCUUAUAAAUCACACAGAAUGGAGUGUAUUGAAAAUCUGAAAUGGCAGACAGUCUCCUGUAAGGGGUAGGUUUAGGUGUAGGGUUGGUGUAGGGCAAUGGCACAUACAGUUUGUACAGUAUAAAAACCAAUUACGCCUAUGGGAUGUCCCCACUUUUCACAAAAACAAACGUGUGUGUGUGUGUGUGUGUGUGUGUUAAAGGAACAUUUUAAUAAUCUAAAGAACAUUUUUGCAUUAUCAAGAACCUGUUGUGCAACGGUAAGGUUCCAUAAUCGUCCUUCAUGGUUGUAUUGCAUUCGCUGCGAAAACCCCUUUUGGAACAUUUAUUUUUGUUUAGGUACAGAUUAAUCAGUAAUAACCACAUUAAUGCUUUCCAAAGACAGGUUUGAUGGCGAGUCCUUAGGUGGAAUAUUCCUUUUAGGUCCCAAUAUGUUAAGUGCCAAUGAAAGUUUAUCAACAGGAACCUUGCAAGAAGUGGAAAGCUGGAUUUUUCACACCAAAAAAAAAAAAAUGGUCUUGCAGUGUCAGAUGCGGAGUUAUCGCUAGAAAUUCCUAUACUUGGUCCCUUUGAUUAUCAUUACCUUUGCCUAAUACAUGUCCCUCCAACUUUUCAGAUUGUUAGAUUGAUUAAUUGUGGAAAAACAAAUUCGAGAGCGACGUUACAACUUCUACGUGAUCCUGACCCGGUUUUUCCCUGCAUGUCUACGUCCGGCUGCCUUUUCAAUUUUGCAUCUCAGAAUAUCUGCUUAUUAGGUGACUAAUGCCUUGCAUGACUGUAGCGGAUGUAGCUAACAGUAUAAGCGAAAAAUAUCCAACCUUUGCCAUACUGGAAUUACCUGAUCAUUCCAUUGGAUUAACAGAUCCUAGCAAUUCUGAAAUCUCAAUGUUUUUGAGGUUGUAUCAUAUUUCGAAAUGUAGAAACGUUGUGUAGAUGGGUAAUUAACCUAAAACCUACUUCCUAACGAGUCUAGUAGCUUUUCUGGCAUUCUGUGGUGUUCUGUUAUAACGAAUCCGCUAUCCGUUCCAUCCGCUUGUCCUAGAGAAGAUGCUUGGUUUAAACAUUUCAAGUUUAUUUUAGGUUUCUGUGACAUUCCAGCCUACACUACCAUUCAGAUGUUUGGAGGACGCUCACCAAGGAUGUGUUUAUUUGAUUACAGUAAAAAAAACAGAAGUGAAAUAAUAUUACAGUUAAAAAGGUUUUUUUUUUUUUCAGCAUCAUGACUCUAGUCUUCAGUGUCACGUGAUCCUUCAGAAAUCUGAAUCAUCCUAAUCAUGCUGAUUUGCUGCUCAUGAAAAAAUGUCUUAUUGUUUUCCAUGUUGAAAACAGUAUUUUUGUGGAAACCAUAAAUAAAAAGUUCAAAAGAACAGCAUUUAUUUGAAAUAGCAAUCUUAAAUGUCUUUACUGUCACAUUUGAUUAAUUUAGUGUAUUCUUUCAGAAAAAAAAGUAUCUUAUUAAUUUAUUAAAAAAUAAAAAUCAUGACCCCAAACUUUUGAACGGUGGUGUAUAAUUUGGGUUUUAAUGUGAGAAGGAAGGGUGUGAUUUGAGUACCUUUCAGGAUAGACUUAAUGUUGAAAUUCAAGCCUUCAGUUGUUCUGUUUUAUUGAUGCAAAUAGUCAUGUAACCAAUUUUAAGCAGUUAUUUACAAGUGUGCUUAUUUAUGUUGUUGUCAUUAUAGGCCAUCCGCUAAAAACUGACCGCACCGAUCAGUGUGUGAUCCAAGUAAAUAUUUUUCUGCUGUUCAAAAUGUUGUACUGUUUGUUCUGUUGUAAAAGUCAAUUUAUAUGGUCACAAAAUAACGAAUGUAUAAUAUAUAUAAAAAUCCUUUUCUUGUCUUACUCUAUUUAUCAAAAGAAAUGCUGGGAUUUUUGCAUAGGCUAGAGAUGACUGUAAGUGAAUAAGAAACUUCUGAGGUUGUAAAGUGGGAACAGUUGCCGGCAGAUGUCAAUUCUUCAGGUACAAACGUAGAUAUUACCAGGGAUUCGAACACACUUUUACUUCUGACCAGCCAUUUUUGGUAGUUGAGACUCAAAUCUUCUCUGUAUUGUACUUGAGCCGUUGAAUGCUCUGAUAUCAACUCUUUCAUAGGAAAUAAACACAGCCCAGUGCUUAACUGAU